This is a messenger RNA of Staurois parvus, 1952 nucleotides long. The record is from the annotation of a GenBank genome assembly. Lineage: Eukaryota; Metazoa; Chordata; Amphibia; Anura; Ranidae.
UGUGUCUUCUCUUGCAGGAGGAUGCUUCGGGUGGCGUCCUGUAUGUCCCUGCUGCUGCUCUUCAAGGCGGUGGUUGGCUUGCCCUGGUUUCAGACCAUCGGUGCUGUCCUGGUUUUCUAUCUAGGCUCUGGAGGAUGGAAGUUUCUGAAAGUGUUCUACAAGACCAUAGGACGGGAUGUCAGAGGUGCUAUGACACUGGUCCGUGUGAAGCUGCAAGUCAGUCGUCACCUUCGAGAGAGGAAUACGAUCCCUGUCAUAUUCAAGGAAUGCGUCAACCGCCAUCCAGACAAAACAGCAUUGAUCUUUGAGGGACGGGUGCUUCAUGGACUUUUAAAGAACUAGAUGAAUUCUCCAAUGCCGUUGCCAACUUUUUGUACGCGGAGGGCUUCCGCUCCGGGGACGUUGUUGCCUUGUUCAUGGAGAACUGCAAUGAGUAUGUGGGACUAUGGCUCGGUAUGGCAAAAAUGGGAGUGGAAGCAGCUCUGAUCAACUUCAACCUGCGGCUGGAUGCCUUAGAGCAUUGCUUCAGUGUGUCCAACUCCAAGGCUGUGGUGUUCGGUCGAGAAAUGUCCCAAGCCAUGACUGAUGUGUACUCCAUGAUGGGUAAACCCACCCGCCUCUACUGCGUGGGUGACUGUGACCCAUCAACGAUUCCCCCUGGAACAGAAUUCCUAUCGCCAUUACUGCAGAGUGCUUCCCGCCUUCCUCCCAAAGAUCCUGGCAGGGGAUUCACAGAUAAAUUAUUUUAUAUCUACACUUCUGGGACAACCGGACUUCCCAAAGCUGCGAUAGUGGUGCACAGCAGAUAUUUCCGCAUGGCUGCCUUGGUGCAUUAUGGGUUCGGCAUGCGAUCCGAUGACAUCAUUUAUGACUGCCUACCUCUGUACCACUCUGCAGGGAACAUUGUUGGAAUGGGUCAGUGUAUCGUCCUCGGACUGACAGUUGUCAUCAAGAGGAAAUUCUCCGCAUCACGGUUUUGGGAUGAUUGUGUUAAAUACAACUGCACAAUUGUCCAGUAUAUUGGUGAGAUUUGCCGAUACCUCCUGAACCAGCCAGUGCGAGACACAGAGGCACAGCACCAUGUGCGCAUGGCUUUGGGCAAUGGACUCCGCCCCGCCAUCUGGAAAGAGUUUAUGACGCGGUUCAGAGUCCCUCAGAUUGCAGAGUUUUAUGGAGCCACAGAGUGUAACUGCAGCUUGGGCAACUUUGACAACAAUGUGGGAUCCUGUGGAUUUAACAGCCGUAUCCUACCUUUCGUUUAUCCAAUUCGGUUGAUGAAGGUAAAUGAAGAGACAAUGGAGCUCAUUCGAAGCCCUGAAGGCCUCUGUAUUUCUUGCCAGCCAGGAGAGCCUGGACAGCUGGUUGGAAGAAUUAUCCAAUCAGACCCACUUAGAAGAUUUGACGGUUACGUGAAUGAGUCUGCGACCAGCAAGAAAAUAGCCAAAAAUGUUUUCAGACAUGGUGACAUGGCAUAUCUUUCUGGUGAUGUACUGGUGAUGGAUGACUAUGGUUACAUGUAUUUCCGGGAUCGAACAGGAGACACAUUCAGGUGGAAAGGAGAGAAUGUGUCAACCACAGAGGUGGAAGGAAUACUCAGCAGACUCCUUGGGCAAGCUGAUGUGGUGGUCUAUGGAGUAGAGGUGACAGGAACAGAAGGAAGAGCAGGUAUGGCAGCUGUUGCUGACCCUGAUCGUAAAUGUGAUUUACAGAAGUUCAUCCAAGAUCUUAAAAAGUCACUGCCUGGAUAUGCACAUCCGGUCUUUCUCAGAUUGUUGCCAGAGGUGAACAAAACAGGGACUUAUAAAUUCCAAAAGACAGACAUGAGGAAAGAAGGCUUUGACCCCCAUGUGGUAAAAGAUGCCUUGUAUGUUUUGGAUUCACUGCAAGGAAAGUAUAUCUCUUUGGACCAUGAGGUGUAUCAAAGGAUCCUGUCUGGAAAGCUGAAGUUGUAG